Messenger RNA from Petromyzon marinus (sea lamprey), 6316 nucleotides. Its product is annotated as serine/threonine-protein kinase Sgk3-like. Gene Ontology annotation, molecular function: protein serine/threonine kinase activity; ATP binding; phosphatidylinositol binding. Gene Ontology annotation, biological process: protein phosphorylation. The record is from RefSeq and is a predicted model, not a curated record. Lineage: Eukaryota; Metazoa; Chordata; Hyperoartia; Petromyzontiformes; Petromyzontidae.
CUCCAAAUACACAGCAGGCGUCGUCAGGGUAGGGAUGGAACUCACGACCUCCUGUAUACCAGGCAAGGUUGUUAACAUCUCGCUAUCUUGUGAGCCCUCUAGCUUUAUUUCAAAAUCUGAAUAUUGAUGUAUCCUGGAGGAAUCCGAUGAGCUAUAAAGCGCUUCUCACUGAUGUCCAGUAGGGUCGGGUAAGAACGUUACAACAGGAAACAAUGCUCAAAGGUACGAGAAAGAUGAACUAAUCACCCAAACACUUACAAAUACAACACUAAACCCCCCAUCCUACCAGGCAAAGUCCACUGAGGUAGUAACUUUUCAAAGCGACCUGGCACUAAUGAAAGCUCAACAAAGUGGCUUAUCAUUUGGACAUUUAUAGCAGCAGAAUAAUCUAAGUCUAUAAACGCAUGUUUCUAAGUGUGGAGGGGAAAAAACCAGAGGGCCCGGAGAAAAAUAAAUCUACGCGACCAUGGCGAGAAUAUGCAAACUCUAAAUAUAUACAACACAGGGGUCGGGGUCGAACCCACGUGGGUUGUUGUUCCAAUGAAUGUGUCAUCAGCAGUUAAAUCUUGAGAUGGUUAACAUUGUCUCCAUGUUUGUUUAUGAUGCCUUUGUUUGGGGAAGACUUCUCCUUGUCAGACUCCCCGGUCUCUGUGUGCUGGCUGGAUGGGAUUCCUCGUCUCAAACUUUGAUCAACGAAUGUGUGUGGUCUUCAUUCUCAAUCAAAUUAACUUGCCUUCAUCUGCACCAUGAAUGUAUGCUGCUGCGAUUUUUCGGCGAUCGAAACGUUGUGAUCUAUUAUUUUUUCUACCGACGAGACUUUACCGAAAGAGCCAAAGACUAUGGAUUCCUGCAGUCACGAACGCUUCAAAUCAAGAUAGAGGUUGGGUUGUAUGUUUCUUGCAUUCUGAACUGUUUGAAGAUAACACUGUUUUCAUUUGCAUAAACUCUGUAUACAAUCUCUACUCUGUAUUUGGGUAGGCCUUUUCUCUCUUACCCCCUUUAUCACUUUAAACAGAUAAUAUAUUCUCUGUCUUCAUUUUAGGAAAGCCAUUUUUCCAACCCACAGCUGUUUAUAGUCCCAAUUGUGUAGCACAGUUUAAAUAUAAAAAUAACUUAACUUCUCUGUUUCCAUUGAUUUAAAAAAUAUAUUAUUUUGUGAAAUUUCCCCUCUACUUUUCUCAUUUCCUUCUCAUGCUCAACAAGAUGAAUGCUAAUUGCUGGUCUCUUCAUCACUAUACAGUCAGAGACUGGUGUCUAGAUUCAAAGUUACCUCCUUUGCUUGACAAAAAAAUUGUGUGAAAAUAACAUUGCAUUUUCUAUGACUCUCUAGGAAGUGGUCUUCUAACUCGAAAUAUAAUGUUAUAGCAUGUAUUCUGUACGUACAUAUUGCCAUCAUUUGUAAUGUAGCGAGUGAAGAAGCGUUGACGGUGGCAUGCACACACCGGCUUCCAACCCGGGGUACCUGAGUUAUAUUCCUGGCAGCAGCCGACAUCAGUGGCAAGUAAUAACUGAACCAGGCCAGGGCCCUCCUGCUUUUACCAACCCGCACUGAUGACCUCGUGGUUAAGUACAGACCUCGUAAUUUGUAUGAUAUGGGGAGGUUAUCAUCCAACAGUUGAUUGACCAAGGGCUGUAAAAUAUAAUUGUUACAGUUCUUGUCAUGAAACAUGCAGUAACAAGAUAUGGGUAAUAUUGCUAGUUGUGAUAACAAAAGUAAGGGGUGGGUUGUUUGCAUUUUGUCAUGGCAUAUCGGUACAGUAAUACAAACAUUUUAAACACAGGGAGGUGGACAAACGGUCAAAAUGAAUUCGUGAAACAAUAUUUACAAAACGAAUAGAGAUUUUUUUUUACGUUGUGCCCACAGAAGAGAUUUUUUUUGGCUAUUCAGCUAAUGCACACAUCUUGUGUUGUGUUACUUGGGUAUCAAAGUUUUAGUUUUAUAUAUUUGCGUGAAUUUGUCUUAAGGGGAAAUCUACUGCAACCCAAUUUGGCACAUAUUUUUGUGUCUGGCUGUCCAUGGGUGGGGUGUGAUGUGAGGUGUACAGUAAGGUUUUACCGUGUUGCUGAAAAAGCACCUUAAUUUGCACAGUACAAUGUCACGCAAACAUAACCAUAGCGAUGUUCAAUCAAUUUCUGGAUGAAGCCCUCUCCAAGCCAUCAAUAUCUCUCAUGAACAUAAGCUGAUCUUGUUUAUUCAUCUCCAUGGUAGAUACAAUAUACUCUUGGGACUGGCUCUCCCUUGACUGCCAGUCCAUGGUUGUUCUCGACCAUCAUCCUCGACAUUUGCAAACAUCUGCAUAUGUUAUCUGUUUCAGCACCUCCAUUUCACCAUGCCUUGCUUCGGCAAUAUUUAAUUAUGAGUAUGAAAAAUGCAUGUAUUUCCAAUUUUCGUGUAUGGGUAAAGGACGCAUUUGAGUCAGGGCCGACCACGUGUUUUCGUGGGGAAGUAUUUCUGUGCUCUUAAAUAUUUUUUUUUGCAAAAAGAUAAUGGUCACAAUGCAAAUCUGACUGCUGUGUAGACUACAAUAACAUCCGACAUUUGUAUCAUUUAAACUGAGGUUGCAACUCGGUUACAUUUUAUUUAGUACUGUUAACAUACAGAAUGUUGCUAAGUCUGUGUAGAAAGUGUGUUUUUGUUGCUGUAUUCCGCAGGAUUAUCAGAACAAUCAUUUCAGAGUUUUCACAAUUCCUGAAAUUUGACACUGGUAGACAUAAACCAUCAGAAAUAAUCUAAAAUUUGCCUACAAGUCUUGCUUUCAUAUGUUUAUGUUUAAAACAACUGCAUUUAUUUAACAUUUUUCAUGCCAUCAUAAAUAGGGAACUUUGCAAUGUUAUUUUCAGAACUAAAAAAGAAUGGGGAGAUAGUCGACUAGAUUACAGUACUUUCAUCAACACAACUUUAGUGGGCCUGCUUUACAAGUCAAUUGUGUGGACAAUUCCACUCUUUGAUACUGUAAAUCCCCAAUAUUGAAGUUGCACAUACAAUUCACAGUGACGGAACCACGUUUGAAUUUGCUUUCACACUUGACAGCGACAUACAAUGUCUGUUGAUUUUUUUUGUCGGGUAGGAUGGACGCAGACAAGGUGUUGCCAAGUGUCCAUAUCAACAGCAGCAAGGAGGACACUGACCACAGGAAGAAGCGCUUCACAGUGUACAAAAUGAUGGUGUGCAAUGGAGGACAGUCCUGGUUUGUGUUCAGGCGCUAUGCAGAAUUUGACAAACUCUACAACACUUUAAAGAAACAGUGUCCAAAUAUGACAUUGAAAAUUCCUGCGAAGAGGAUUUUUGGCAAUAAUUUUGAUCCAGACUUCAUCAAGCAGCGUCGAGAGGGGCUCGAAGAAUUCAUUCAGAAGUUAAUGAGCACUCCAGAGCUUUGCCAGACCACAGAUGUCCAAGACUUCCUUAAAAUGGACAACCCCCGAAAUAAGCCAGACUUUCACGACGUUGGCAUUCACAGUGACAUGAACAAUGGCUCUGAAGAAAUCAACCUCGGCCCUUCUGGAGACCCGCUGGCCAAACCUUCGGACUUUAAUUUCCUGAAUGUCCUUGGCAAAGGGAGCUUUGGCAAGGUGCUGCUUGCAAGGCACAAAGUCGAUGAGAAAUUCUACGCUGUCAAAGUGCUACAGAAGUCUGUUAUAUUACAAAAGAACGAGCAAAGGCACGUGAUGGCUGAGAGGAACGUACUCCUGAAGAACUGCAACCACCCUUUUCUGGUGGCGCUCCACUACUCCUUCCAGACGAAUGACAAGCUCUACUUCGUGCUGGACUAUGUGAACGGCGGGGAGCUCUUUUUCCACCUGCAACGGGAGCGCACGUUCCCCGAACAUCGUGCUCGCUUCUACGCAGCCGAGAUCGCCAGCGCCAUCGGUUACCUGCAUUGCCUCAACAUCAUCUACAGGGACCUGAAACCUGAAAACAUUCUGCUAGAUUCUGAGGGGCACAUCAAACUAACAGACUUUGGGCUUUGCAAAGAAGGCAUGGAGUCAACGGAGACCACGACCACAUUCUGCGGCACUCCGGAGUAUCUGGCCCCAGAAAUACUGCGCAAGGAGCCGUACGACAGAACCGUUGACUGGUGGUGCCUAGGGUCCGUCCUCUAUGAGAUGCUGUUUGGCUUGCCUCCGUUUUACUGCCGCGACGUGCCAACGAUGUAUGACGAUAUCCUGCACAAGCCACUGCUGCUGAGGCACGGCAGCCCCGCCGCGCACAACAUCCUGGAGGGGCUGCUCCAGAAGGAAAAGCGUUACCGCCUGGGCUCACACAAUGACUUUAAGGAUAUUAAGGAGCACGUUUUUUUCAUCUCCAUCGACUGGCUGAAACUGGAUGCGAAAAAAGUGGUGCCACCCUUCAACCCAAAAGUGGAUGGGCCCGAUGACCUGCGUCACUUUGACCCGGAGUUCACGGAGGAGUGCGUCACGGCUUCCAUCAGCCAGCCCGUGCGCGUGAGCGUCAAUGUGAUCGAGGCAGACGAUGCCUUCCUGGGCUUCUCAUACGUGCCACCCUCUAACUCCUUCCUGUAGCCCCCGCCUCCCCCCCAUCCGCCCCCUUGCGCAUAUCCAAGAUCUGAUCCGGCCCCUGGAACAUGGACGCUGUUUCAAUAGCGAUGUUACAAAAAGGCUGCCACAUAAUCCCUGUUUACGUGUCAGUAUUUUUUUUAUUACACCAAAAUCUCACUGCACUGAGGAAGAUGAAACCAUGACACGCACCCUUGUAUUUUUUGUUUAUAUCUCAAAUGUUGUGUUGAUAAAGGCAAAGGGAGGUUAAGACUGCCAAUUAAGGGAACUUCCCAAAUGAAUGCUCAUUGUGAUAUGCCCCUCUAUCAUCACGGCCCUGCACUGGGUUAUUAAAGUGCUUCUAAGGCUCGUAAAAAAAAAUCAUGGGCAGAUGCAUAGGAUGUGCGUGCUUAGCGAGUGGGAUUUUCAGCUUGAGCGUGUCUGACUGCGGGGUUCAGAUGUAACCUGCACCUGUCGUCUAAAUGCACAAUGUGAGGGGGAACGGUCGAGUGUUCACUCAGAAGUCCUGUGCGGCGUUGGCGUUUUUUGCAAAGCAGUGCUUUGUCAAAGUUUAUUAAUGAUCACAUGUUUCAACUAUUUUGGUUGGUAAUGUGUAGAUUGUUGAACAACUUUCAUGUGUGGGUCAUGCAGAUAAUGCUAUAUAAGCCUUUUUGGGGUCCUCUGGUUGAGCACCAAUUGGGUCGAGGCUCAAAAGAAGGCUGUCCCUUGGUGUGCACCUAUCCGUUUCAAGGACAAUGAAUAUAUUAUAGUAUGUUUUUUGUUUGCAUUUUGACUACAAGUAUUGUGGUUAAUGCAGACAUGAAUCCUUGUAAAAAGUUUUGUUGCCAGAAAAAAGGGGAAAAACCCUAUUAUUACAAGUUGUAUUUGAUUCGCUUUGCAAACUUAUUCCAAAUAUACUGUAUUAACGUUAAAGUUUCAUGUGAUGUUACCAUGUAAGAUAUUUGAAAGGUUUACCAGCAGUUUAAGCAUUUUCAGUUUUUGACGAUUGGAAUGUAAUAUAUUUCUCCUUUUCGAGGGUUUGAUUUUUUUUGUAAAGCAUUAUAUAGUGCAGCCUACACAAAUAAGGUAAGACUCAAUCUAUUCCAUUGUAGAAUUUCUUACAUUCUGUACCACAAUUGGCAUACAAUUUUAAAAAUAUUACGCAUUUAUAUUGAAUGUAAAUAAAACAGUAAAGUUACUUUUUUUAAUAAAUGUAGGGUACGUUCAAUAUUGUUUUAUUGGUUGACGAUCUUAUAAUAUUCCUGCUAUGCUUCAUGGUUUUUUUCCUUCAAAAUAUUCUGAUUUAUAGUGGCCAAAAUGUUUUGAUUAAUUUCACUUUUCCAAUUAACAGGGAGAGAUUAUUGAUAUUUUCUUGGUCUUAGUUUGUCGUAUCGUACUAAUGUAUAUUUAAUGCUGAAGCUCAUUAUGCCGAGAAUUAUGAUUGAAUCCCAAACGUUGGAGCGAAUAUCUGACAAUCACUGUAUCAUAAAUGCAUGAUAAUUUUAGGCUUUGAAAAGGGUGAUUUGUGGAAUUACAGUAAAAAAAAAUUGUAUCCAUUUAUGUAUACUAUGUGAUGAUUUUAAAUUCUGUAUGGUUCUUUUGACGGGAAGAGUUUUGUUAUUUUUUCACAUUUAGAUGGUUUAAACAAAAUACUGUUUAAAAUGGGAACGGAAUACUGUACGGUUCUACAAGUGGAAAAAUAUUACGCAUUAAUGUGCCUUUCACACAUUUCAAGCUGGCAAAGCCCCAUUAUUUGGGGAAACAGCAGUUUUUUUCUGAAUGUUUACUAAAAACAAGCAUUUAAUAAACUCAAAGAAUCAGC